Messenger RNA from Spodoptera frugiperda (fall armyworm), 6225 nucleotides. RefSeq lists its product as uncharacterized. The transcript has 5 exons. The record is from RefSeq and is a predicted model, not a curated record. Bases 676 to 1170 code for a protein of 164 amino acids. NCBI's taxonomy places the organism in Eukaryota, Metazoa, Arthropoda, Insecta, Lepidoptera, Noctuidae.
AGCGCCACAUCGCUAGUUGCUCACUAGACGUCGCGCGGUGUGUUUAUCGCUACACAUAAUUAAAAAGAAUACGACGUUCUAUUUUCAAUUUUCGCGGCAUUACAAAAAAAAAUUCUCUGUGUGCAAAACAAUCAUGGCGUCGCUUUAAAAAAUGUUUCGAAUUUUAAUUCAACAUGUAACUAAGACGGUAUCAUGAACGUUUGGAACAUAUAAAUGUUAUUUUUAAGGAAAUAUAUUCAAGGCCGACAAUUUAGAAGAUGAUUAAGUGUUGUAUAGCGUGUUUUAAAUAACGAUUAAAUUAAUAGCGCAGUCAAUGGGCAGUUGGAAGUGUCUUUGAAUAAAAAUAGACUACACAAAUGCAUCAAUUCGUUAUAAUUAAAGUGUAUGUAAAUAGACCAGUGAACGAACGAGUGUGACCGAAUGAAACGGUGUACACUUGGGUAAACUUUGCAUACGAAUUGUGUAUUUUCAUCACUUUUUUUUUUGAGAAUCAAAGGUGCAUAUUUUUACCGUGUUGUGUUAUAAAGUUGAUGUAAUAAAUUAAAACUAUAUUAAGUGAUGUGUGCAGUAACUAAUGUUGGGUUUUCGUAAAAUAUUUAUAGUGUUCCCGAUGUGUGUGUGGUGACACGAUUCCUGGGUUAUUUUUGUACUGCUUGUUUUCGGAUCUCAUAUUAAAUGAAACGCUCCGAUAUGCCUCUACCGUUGCUAAGGAAAUGUUGCGGCUGCAUUUCCCUGCACACCGGCUGCUUCGUACUAUGUAUUAUGUCCACAAUGGCCUGCGCGGCUAACAUCAUCGCGGGAGCAUGGAACCUGCCGCGCCACAGAGAGAGGGAGCCAGAGGACAACCUCAUCUCCAUGAGUAUGGUCAUGUUCUCCUCCCUGUCUGCCAUCAGCAACCUCAUCGCGUUGUUCGGUAUUAUAUUGAAACAUCCUUCGAAGCUGCAAUGGUCAAUAGUAUUCAACUCAGUGUUCAUAUUCUGCAUAUUCCUGGUGGCCAUCGUGACCUGUCUCUUCAGGCUGGAUGACUUCCUCAGGGUACCAGGACACAUAGUCUUGGUUGUGCUGCUGUUGAUUGCUGGAGCCAUGUACUCCAUAUACUACCUGGCGAUGAUCAACAGCCUCUACCGGAUAAUGAAGAUGGAGUAUGGAGAGAGUGCCAUCCCCAUAUGAAAUGGAAUGGCUGGACCAGCCCCUUUAUUUAUUGACUACUUUACUAACAUCAACGACAUUUUCUUUUUCUUCUCCUCUAAUAACAUCUUCUGAUUUGUUUCGUUGCGGGAUCCAAGACAGUCAUUCAUUUCCCUGAGACGCGCCGAACUUCAGUGUUCCGGUGUUUUCAUGGUUGUAUCUACUGUAGAUCCUGGCUUACAGGAGUUGCAGCGGUAUGGGAGGUUGUGGCGGGCUUGUCCCAUAAAAAAAACAUCAACGACAGACAUCAGUACGUCAAUUUACUCUAAUUUGUCAUUCUUAGUAAUAUCUUCUUUUAUACAGUAGAUGAUAGAUUGAAGUAGAUUGAUAUGCUUGUUUCUGUCUACUGGCUGUACUCAGAAGUUCUGGACCUCACUAACUAUAAAUACAUAUUUACCUGCUACCUUAAUGUGUUGUGAAAUUACUCAAAAACUACUCUUUUUAAGAGUUUUCAAUACAUAUUUGUCAAUAGUUAGAAGGUGUUCUAAAAGUAUUUGUCGCGGCUUUAAUGAAAGGUAGUGUUGUGUUUGAAGAUUACAAUAGUGAAUAUAAAUUAUUGAAUAUAUGUAAUUUUUAAACAUAGAAAAAAAUCUACGUUGCAUUUGUUAUGAAAGAGUUAUCUCUUUCACUUUCCAUUACUAUCAAUUGUUUUCAUUGACGAAGCGACGAAUAGUGCGUAUUUGUGAACCACUUUAUGCAGAGUAGAGUCAAUGUUCUUUAACUACUUUAUGUUCUCAAAUUGAAUUAACUGGUCCGUGGUACGAAAUUUCUUCACUAUUAUAAUCUUCAAACACAACACUACCUCCCAUUAAAGCCGUGGCAGAUCAUUUUAGAACACCUUAUAUUAUGCAAUAAGGAGCAUCUUAAACCAACUGUAAUUUUAUUUUUCAAUUACCAUCCAAACUGGACUCAUAAAGUAAAUGCUUUGCAAUCAAAAUUAAUGUUAAGUAUGUGAUUAUUUUUAAGUGAUGGUUUUGAGCGCGGUGCAGAUCGCUAGAAGUAGUCAUGGACAUUUUAAAAUUGACUCAUUGAGAGCCAUAUUUAUAAGUCGUGCGUUAUUUGCUAUAAUUGAAAGUAAUUUUCAAAGUACCUAGUCCAAUUAUUACAGCACGGAGCUUUAACAAUUUUUUGUUGGGUGUAAUGUUCCUGAAAUGAAUAUAUGUAUAAGUAUUUAGGUAUAUAACAUAUACUUAUAAGAAUAUUAUAUUAUACAGUAUGGAGAUGAUACAUAUGACUUAAAUGAAACUACAAGUAGUACUCGUCCACAGAGGCAUAAUACAACUAAAUGUUUCAACGAAAACGCGGCUGUUAUAAUGGCGUAUUUGUAAAGAGUGUUCAAAUUAGCUCAAAGAGAAUAAUGCACUUUUUGGCUGGGGCUAUUUCGUCACUUUUCUUAUAUCGUCAACCAAGAUGAUAACAUAUGUGGUAUUUAAAUUAAGCCAAAAGAGGUUUCCCCAUACAAUAUAUAAAUUGAUAUUUUGUUCGUUUUAUGUUAUACAAGUCUCAAACUCCAUUAUCAAUUUGCUACAUUUUACUUCCUAGGAAUCUAGUCUUGGUGAAAAUUGGUAAACCUGUGACCUAGAACGAGGCUAGUGUAGUCUAAAGUCUAUUUAUGUUUGCAUGUCAAAAGAUCGUAAAGCUAAUUCUCAAGCUAUCUUCGAUUCGUAUCAGCCGGAACUUAUUCCUAACUUACCGUUUGUUACGAUAAAGUAUUGUAUGGUUGUAUUGCAUUAUUAUUUUCUUCAUUUUUUAGGGAACCGUAAGUAAAGUACCCUAAGAAAAGGAGGAUCCGCCGACCAGGCGAGGUGAUCAUGCCUGGCGGGCUUUCUCUUGUUGAUUUAUACGUCGAUCGUCUAUGUGCGAAUUCUGUCUCAUACAAUGUCAUGUUUUGCCACAAAACUAUAGUUUGGAGUGGACAGGAAAACAGUUAAAUAACAGAAGUUAAAUAUAAUAUAAUAUAUUUAAUUUAUAAAGAGUUAAUGAGUAGAGCCAUGUUUACCUAAAAUAUAAAAACAUAAAAAUGACAAUAACAUAAAAUACGUCGGAAUUUGCUGGUUUUUUUUUCUUAUUUAAGCAAAUUUUUUGGUAUUCUCGUGUCCAGCACACGUGAUUUCGUGACCAAACAAAAUCGAAAAAUAAAACUGUUUUUCACUCCAAACUAUCGAUUAUAUUAUUAUGUAUAUCGCAGAGACGAUCACACCGGUUUUACAUAAAAUAAAGAAGUAGGUAAAGGAGUAUUUUAUUAAUUCCACAACGAAAAACCAAAGAACAAAAGUAAUGGUGUUUAUGACACAUUAUCCUUAAAUAAAUACCUACUAUUGGAAUGUUUAUGUGUAUUUAUAGUUGCACAAGAUGGUUAUUGGGAUUCCCUUCUUUUUACAUCUUAUCCUCACUAAUGGAGCUACGGACUAGCGGGAUACCGGGAUAGGGGUAGGUAAGAACGAGUAGAAACGGGUUGGUUUUUUUAGUCAGUAAGAGUCUGACACUCCCUCACGCCUCGCCCAAGGCGCCACUCACGGACACUCGCAGCACUAAAAGAGUUCCAACUAGUUCCUAGAGAUAUGUAAUGAUUACUUAAACUAUUUCUUGGUAACGAAUUUGUAUCGAAAACAAUUGCUAAGGAUUAGGUUAAGUAACCAUUGAAUGACUCUGAGUACGACGGUAAGGAUGGGGAUUAGGAAUUGACCCAUUUUGACAAAGAACUUCUAUACCUUGCGAUUUCUAUUUCCUCGAUCGAGUAGCAUAUGCCAUUUGCUCUGGCUCUGCCUUAUUAUUCUGUUCCUCUUCUUUGUAAAGCAAAUGAAAAGUAUGGAGGUUGGUAGUACGUAUAAAACGUUUUAUAUUUGUUUUUUAAGCAUAAAUUCUAUGACGUACUUAUAAGAGUUAUGGUCUUAUACUUACAUAUAUAGGAAUAAUAUAAGCUAUGUGCCUUCGAUGUUGUAUUAUAAAGGAUAAAGGAUUUUAUAGAGAAUAUGUGGUAAUUGUUUGUGUUAAUAUUAUUUAUCAAAAAGUGUGAAACAUGUGUGUUUGUUGCUAUCUUUAUUUUAAGUUAAAACGGAAUUGUGAUUGCAGUGAAUUUUGUGGGAAAGACUAUAUACAGAGUGACAUAAAUACAUUUUUUUAUACUUCAGCACCCUUAGUAUGAGUUUGCUUUAUACGCCGGCUCUCUGAUUGGCCGGCUCGAAUAAACUAACCAAUUGUUAUUUAUACCUGUUUAACGUUGACCUACUAUAGUCCAGUCAUUUGGUAGUUUUACCUGGAAAGUUUUCCGGGAGUUUUGAAAAUUGGUGAAUUUAUAGAUUUGGGUAUGCUCUUUUCGAAUUUCAACUUUGCCACCUCGUACAACCGCCGCUCGCGCCGCCAUAUUGAAAAAAUGGCGCCUAAAAAUGGUUUUUUAUUAAUAUCUCCGUUCCGACGCAUUUUACGAAAAAAUAUUUAUUUACAAAAUUAAACUAGAAAAAAUUUCCUACAAUUUAUGUAUUGAUAACUUUUUCAUAAAAUCAAUAGUUUUUGGCGUACGAGCGCCGCAAAGUAUUAUUCAUCUGCACCACCACGUGUACAAACAAUGUGUAUUGUGCAGCAACGAUUGUCGCAACCGAGGGCUGGGUUCGCUGUCAUUGCAGCGGUAAGUCCCCUGUUUGAGUAGUGGCUAGAGAGGCGUCAUGUCGUCCGCACCUACCGCCUGACGCAGGUGCUUACCGGACACGGGAGAUUCGGUAGGUUCCUGUUUCUGAUUGAUUGGGCACUGCGAAUACCGCCCGGAGGACACAGUGGAACAUAUAACAUAACACAUAUAACAUCAGAAACAGGAACCUACCGAAACUCCCCUGUUUGUACAACACACAUUGUUUGUAAACGGUUUUUUAUUAAUAUCUCCGUUCCGACGCAUUUUACGAAAAAAUAUUUAUUUACAAAAUUAAACUAGAAAAAAUUUCCUACAAUUUAUGUAUUGAUAACUUUUUCAUAAAAUCAAUAGUUUUUGGCGUACGAGCGCCGCAAAGUAUUAUUCAUCUGCACCACCACGUGUACAAACAAUGUGUUUUUUUUAAAUGUAUCAAUUCUUAAAAACUAAUUAUGAUAUCUCGUUCAAACCAAUUUUCUUUGAAAGUUUCCAUUAAAAUCUACAGCAAAUAUUUUUUUUAGUUUUCUUACUCACUUAUUUUAAAAGUUAGAGGGCAGGACACAUUCGAUAGACCUCAUUUUUCCACUUUGGAAGUGUCUAUCUUUCAAACAAUUGAUUUUGACGAUAAAUGGUUUUAGGAACCAUGACGUAUUUUUAAUGGCCUAUCCAUAGACAACCAUCACGGAUAGGAUAGACGAAAAAAAAUUUUUUGAAGAGGUGCAGUGACCGCGCGCUCUCCGCCCUCUAUCUCGGAAACGGUGCACCGUAUAAAAAAAAAGUUUAGACAAAAGUUGUAGAGAAUUUUGUAUUCUACAAUAUUGGUAUUAAAUGCAAAUACCAAAAACCCAUAGGAAAUAAGAUAUUUCCAAAAAAGCGCAAAAAAACGUUUUUUGGGACCUUUGGACCUUAAAAUUUAAUAGUUGCUUACACCCUACCAUAUGUAGGUUUUGAGACAAGUUUUAGGGGGUCAAUAUACAAGUAUAUACAAAAUUACAGCUGGGUAUCUCAAAUUCCGAGGUGAAAUCCUAAUUUGACUGGACUAAUAAUACUUUGCGGCGCUCGUACGCCAAAAACUAUAGAUUUUAUGAAAAAGUUAUCAAUACAUAAAUUGUAGGAAAUUUUUUCUAGUUUAAUAUUGUAGAUAAAUAUUUUUUCGUAAAAUGCGUCGGAACGGAGAUAUUAAUAAAAAACCGUUUUUAGGCGCCAUUUUUUCAAUAUGGCGGCGCGAGCGGCGGGUGUACGAGGUGGCAAAGUUGAAAUUCGAAAAGAGCAUACCCAAAUCUAUAAAUUCACCAAUUUUCAAAACUCCCGGAAAACUUUCCAGGUAACCCCCUUUUUAUCUACCAAAUGACUGGACUACUAAGCUGUUUAGUAACAAAAUAAUAUGAUAUGUAUACUAGCGCCACCUACAGAUU